AUGUCUGCCCAAAAGCCUCAGACGUUCAACCCCAAAAAUGUUCGUGCACCUCGACCAACUUACAGCCACGUUGCUGCAACGACCAUCUCGGGUACAUCCAAAAUAAUCACCGUCGCCGGCCAAAUAGGAGUUGAUCCUGGAACAGGUGAAGUGCCGCCAACAUUCCUCGCUCAGGUAGAGCUGGCGUUGGAGAAUCUUCGCAGGUGCCUUACCGCCGCUGGGGCCACGACACACGAUAUCGUUCGAAUCACUCAUUACAUCAUCGACGUCGGCAGUAACGCAACAGAUAGUUUUAGGAGACGGUAUAUGGAAUUCAUGGGUGACUAUCGGCCUCCAAGCACCCUCGUUGGUGUUGCGGCUCUCGCAGAUCCCAGGUUGUUGUACGAGAUAGAGGCAACUGCGAUUCUCGCUGAAUAG
Molecule: messenger RNA, 417 nt
Organism: Aspergillus tanneri
Lineage: Eukaryota; Fungi; Ascomycota; Eurotiomycetes; Eurotiales; Aspergillaceae
Product: RidA family protein
Exons: 1
Coding region: 1-417 (138 amino acids)
Source: RefSeq, a predicted model, not a curated record